CGUACAGAGAGGAAGUGUUGAAAUGUGCAAUAACAUUCUGUUUCAAAUUCACGAUUUUGACAAUUCCGAGUUGUUUUAAAUUCGCAUAUCAAAGACCCUUGUUCAGAGCAAUCUUAGGGAUCAAUUGAACUGUCCGAAAUGAUCCGAUCCAUCGCUGAAAAGGGUAUUUUAGGUAUGUAAAGUUUCAACGGUUUCUGAAGAAUAGCACCAACGAGCCAGCGGUGUUUUUGUGGGUGUAGACAGUAGAAUCGCCCGGGCGCGGAGGCGGGCUACGGACUUGAGCUGACGGUCUCGAAGAAACACCGACUCAAAAAUGAGGUUUAACGAGCAUUUGGGAACCCAUAUCACGCCAGAAUGGCGCAAACAAUACAUUAAAUAUGAGGAACUGAAAAAUUUACUGUACCGAGCUCAGGAAGAAGCCCCAGACCCUGAGGUGGUCGGGGCAGCUAUGGUGGAGCGACACUUCUCAAAAUUUGAGGAGAAAUUUCUCAAGCUUUGUGAGAAGGAACUGACCAAAAUUAACACAUUCUUUUGCGAGAAGGAAGCUGAAGCCACACGCCACUUUGCGCAGCUUAACGAUGAGCUGCGGCAGGUUGAACCACAGACCGUCACGAACAGCGCAUUGAUUCGACGGCGGAAAAGUUCCAUGUUCCUAGCCAAUGACAACGAGCUGAAGGUGACGAAGAAUGUCCGGCGGAAAGUGAGCGACCUGAAGCUGGCCUUCAGCGAGUUCUACCUCAGUCUCAUCCUGCUGCAAAAUUACCAGAAACUGAACUUCACAGGGUUUCGCAAGAUUCUCAAGAAACAUGAUAAGAUGUUGAAGACAGAACGAGGCGUUGAGUUCCGGGAAUCCAAAGUGGAGUCAGCGCCGUUCUACACCAGCAAGCAGAUUGAUCAUCUUAUCCUAGAAACAGAGACGUCUUACAUCAAUGAUCUUGAGGAAGGUAACAGACAGAAAGCAAUGAAUAAACUACGAGUGCCACCUCUUGGGGCCAAGAGUACCAAUUGGACCACGUUCCGGAUGGGGCUUUUCACAGGAAUCUUUGUGGUUCUUAUUGUACUUAUUAUCCUGGCAGGAAUCUUCAUCCCGAUCAAGGAGGACUUCUGGCCGGCCGUGAAGAUGUACCGUGGGAUGUUUCUUAUCAUCUUAAUCAUCUUCUUGCUUGGGCUGAAUACCUACGGCUGGAGAAAGUCUGGCGUUAAUCAUGUACUCAUCUUUGAAUUAGACCCAAGGAAUAAUCUUUCACAUGAAGAUUUUAUUGAGAUGGCGAUGUUCUUUGCGGAUCUUUGGGCGUUAAGCAUUCUAGGUUUCAUCUACUGUAAUUUACUGUCCAAUGUCUCUGGGUACAUCAGCCCACUUGUACUGGCUGGUGUUAUGCUCCUAUUCCUUAUCAACCCCAUCAAGACAUUCAACCACAGAGCAAGAUUUUGGCUCCUGAAAAUCUCGACGCAUAUACUGGUGGCGCCGUUUCACGCUGUUGGUUUUGCAGACUUUUGGCUGGCCGAUCAACUUAAUAGCUUAGCGACGGUGUUGUUAGACCUAGAGUUUCUCAUUUGUUUUUACGCCUGCGAAGUUAGCUGGCUAACCCACACCUGUGCUUUCGAAUGCAACACCUACUCGUAUUAUGCAAGAGCCAUAGUGGCCUGUCUUCCAGCCUGGUUCCGCUUUGCGCAAUGCUUACGGAGGUACCGCGAUACUCGAAAGGCUUUCCCGCAUCUUGUUAACGCUGGAAAGUAUUCCACGACUUUCUUUGUGGUCGUGUUCGCCUCCAUCGCUUCUUCCACAAAAGAAAAUUACUCAGCCUUUUAUCUGAGUCCGUAUUUUUACUUCUGGGUGAUGAGUGCCUUCAUUAGUUCUUGCUACACGUUAACGUGGGAUCUUAAAAUGGACUGGGGAUUGCUGGAACGAUCUGCAGAGAAUAAACUACUUAGGUCAGAGAUUGUCUACGCUGAUAAGUAUUACUAUUUUGGAAUGAUAGAGGACUUUUUACUGCGCUUCACGUGGACAAUCACGGUAUCCAUUGGUCAGUUAGAUUUAGUGCAUGGAGACAUCUUGCUGAGUCUUUUGGCGCCCCUAGAGGUCUUCAGGAGAUUCGUUUGGAACUUCUUCCGUCUUGAGAACGAGCAUCUGAAUAACUGUGGUCAGUUCCGCGCCGUGAGAGACAUCUCCAUCAAACCAGACAAGGAGAAAGAAGAAGAGAAUCCAAAGAGUAUGGAGGCCAUGAUGGACGAAGAGAGCCAGGUGCCUCUCCUCAAACACAAGGAGAGUAAAGGGGAAGUAAGAUUCGAUGAAGCCAUUUUACGACAGCGAAUCCUGUCAUCGGAGAGCAAUGUUUCGAACGAAAACAAAAACAAUAAUCCAGAGAGGGAACGUUUUCACGUCAAUCAAAGUUGCAACUCAACGAGCAGGAUAAGGUUCCAACUUGGCGAUGACGACGAUAAUGGACAGGAAGAGGCAUUAGUAUGAGGAAGGGAAGACUUCUGCUGUCCGACGAGAUGUUUGUCGGAUGAUCGGAACUUCCAGCAACUGGAAAAAUAACAAGUGUGGAUCAUCGGUGUCGUCUUUUAUUUUCUCAGGGAUGAGAAAAUUCAGACGUUUAUCUGAAUUCAGACUUGUUUAAAGACUGCCUGGUGAAAUAAGUCGUGCUAUUUGAUCUACUUCUCUAUGCGGAGGAAACUGUUCCUAGAAGCUCCUUGGAAUCUAUAGAUCCAGGGUUGAUAACAAUGUGGACAUGCCAUCAUCUAAAUGUUCCUCCUUAGAUCUGGAUUUCUGUUUUAGACUUUUUUUUGUCAGGAUUGAC
Molecule: messenger RNA, 2801 nt
Organism: Asterias rubens (European starfish)
Lineage: Eukaryota; Metazoa; Echinodermata; Asteroidea; Forcipulatida; Asteriidae
Product: xenotropic and polytropic retrovirus receptor 1 homolog
Exons: 15
Coding region: 314-2467 (717 amino acids)
Biological process (GO): cellular response to phosphate starvation; phosphate ion transport
Cellular component (GO): Golgi apparatus; plasma membrane; cytoplasm
Molecular function (GO): inositol hexakisphosphate binding
Source: RefSeq, a predicted model, not a curated record